Vicia faba (fava bean) is the source of this 384-nucleotide messenger RNA. NCBI's taxonomy places the organism in Eukaryota, Viridiplantae, Streptophyta, Magnoliopsida, Fabales, Fabaceae. The record is from the annotation of a GenBank genome assembly.
AUGAUUGUACAUAUUGAUAUAUCAAAGACAAGAACUAAGAAUUCAGACUCCAAGAAGAAUACGACAUUUGAAAAGGUAAGCUCCUCUGACAAAGACACAUAUGUGCAUGAACAUAUUAAUAAGCUUAUUUAUUAUAUGUCUAAUGAUAAUGAUACAACCCCUGCAUUUUUUUGUAACUAUAUUAAUCCACAUGUUGAACCAUUUGGUCAAGCAUAUGUUAAACCAUAUGCUGAAACCACUACUGAUCCACAAGAUGAACCACAUGUUGAACAAUCUGGUGAGCCAACAACUGAUAUACCUAUUUUUUAUAUGUAUUUAACUAAUAUUUUGAAUGAAAGUGAUGAUUAUACUGAAGAGUUGAGGGAUGAGUACCCUCAAAUGUAG